GAUGGAGCCACAGCAGCGCAGCAGGACCUGGCCCGGCGGGUUUGGAGCUCAGAGACCCCCGGGGAGGCCAGGGGGGCUCACCGGGGCCGGUUUCCCGGGUUUGGGGCUCAGACUGCCUCUCUCUGGGGGCUCCGCGACCCCCGGGCCGGGCUCGCAGCGCGCAGGCCGCGCCCAGGCCGCGCCGUUGCCAUGGAGACGGGCGCGCCGGAAGUGCCGCUGCUCCUCCUUCCCAGCAGCCCCUGCGCGCUUCCGGCCAAGAUGGCGGCCCUGGGGAGCGGCGGGACGCGGUGGCGGCGGGCCUGGCUGCCCGCCCUGCAGCUGCUGCGGCGCGGCUCCAAGGCGGUGACGCGGCACUGGAAGGCCGCGCACUUCCAGCGGCAGAAGCUGCUGGCCCUGACCGAGUACCUGCCCCCGCGGCCCGGCCUGGCCCCACACUGCCACCCCCAGCCCGCCCCCCGCGCCCCACGGGAGGAGGGCUAUGCCCGCGUGCUGCGGGCCCAGCUGCAGGACACGCUGCGUGCCAGCCGCAUGGUGGCCGUGUGCCAGUACAACUCCAUGGCGGAGGAGGACCUGGCCACGCUGCGGCACUUCCUGCGCAGGCACGGCAUCCACCUCAAGUUCGUCCUCAACGAGGUGGCCCGGCCGGUGCUGGCGCAGUCCAAGCUCCGUGCCCUGCUGCCGCUGCUGCUGUGCCGGAACGUGCUGCUGGUGAGCCCCGAGCCGCGGGCCAGGGAGAUGCUGCGGCUGCUCAAGGGGGUGCCGCAGCUCGUGCUGCUGGGUGCCUGCAUCGACGACACGAUCCUGAGCCGCCAGGGCGUGGAGAACUUUGCCCGGCUGCCGUCCCUGGAGGUGUCCCGGGGACAGACGGUGGCAGCCCUGUCCCUGCUGUGCUCCCAGACCUCCUCCCUGCUCCAGCGGGGCCCCGCCCGCCUCACGGCGCUGCUGGACCAGCACCUCCGGCGGCUGCGGGAGGCGGCGGCGCCCACGGAGCCGCCCCCGGGUCAGUGAGGCUGCAAACCGGGCUCCGGUUCCCUCCCGGUGAUGAGGGGUUCAAGGAUGAUGGACACAAUUCCCAUGGAAUUCUCCAGCUCUGCAGAGGGGUGUCGGGGGUUGGUUUGACACUGAGGGUCUUGUGACACCCCCCAGUCCCGGCAGGGAGCGGUGGCCGUUCCCUUGUGCUCCCUUGGGAUCAUCCCUGCAGAGAUCAGGGGGAUCUCUGGGAUCGGCCAGAGGAGGAGGAGGAGGAGGAGGAGCACGGGAUGGAGCCUCCAGGGGGGAUUUUGGGCGCUCCGAGCCCUGUGCCUUCAGAAUGGGGGUGUGCUGUAACCCCGACAUCGCUGUCCUGUUCAUUAAAAUGUCCGUGUGGA
Molecule: messenger RNA, 1367 nt
Organism: Taeniopygia guttata (zebra finch)
Lineage: Eukaryota; Metazoa; Chordata; Aves; Passeriformes; Estrildidae
Gene: MRPL10
Product: mitochondrial ribosomal protein L10
Source: RefSeq, a predicted model, not a curated record